AUGGAACACAAUCGAAUGACGUGUCAUUUAUUAUUGCUAACAGUGCUGUUAGCAUACUCAGCCCAGGCCAUACAAAAUCAACCGGGACCCAGCUAUGGACCACCACAACGUUUUCCACAUCGUGAAUAUGGUGUGCCACAGAAAAUGCCUUUCCGUGAAUAUGGUCCACCUGCCUUGAAAUAUGGUCCACCCAAACUGAACUUUAUUGGUGGCGGCAGCAGCAGUUCUUCAUCUUCUUCGUCAUCCUCACUGCACGAACAAAUCAAGACUCAUUUUGGUGUGCCAAAACCAUUCUAUGGUCCUCCCCAUAAACCAGCUCAACAAUAUGGCCCUCCACCCAAGCAACAAUAUGGUCCCCCACCACCACAGCCCAAGCCUCAAUAUGGACCACCUAAGCCACAAUAUGGUCCUCCACCACCACAGAAAAUCCAACACAUUCCAGCUUCCUCAUAUGGUCCCCCACCCAAGCAACAAUAUGGUCCUCCACCACCACAAGCCUUGCCUUUGGUACAACCUGGCCCCCUCUUCAAACCUCAACAACAUCAGCCAGCCACUUCGUAUGGACCACCACCAUCAGGACCCCUGAAUCAACCACCCAAACAAUCUUAUGGCCCACCACCCGGUAACUAUGGACCACCACCAUUGCCCAAUUUCCAAAAGAUCGAAGAGACAACAAUUAUUUUGGGCAACAAUCAAAAUGGUCAAGCUCACCAUCAACACCAUCAUCAUGGCCAGGCCAAUGGUCAACAACAGGUUCAAAUCCAAAUUGAUGCUUCAGGUCAUACCCAUUCGAUUUCCGGUUCUCAAGCUCCUUUCCACACCGCUUGUGAUGGUUGGAAACCCAUACCUGCCCCUGCUGGUGCCUAUGUUGAAAAUAAUCACAUCGAUACACAAUCGGGUUACAGUCAGGUAUCACAAGGUUUCGGAGGAGCUUCUUCAUUCACCUCGACACAAUAUAGUUCAAAUGCUGGAGGUGCUAGUGGUGCCAUAGCAAGUGCUCAUACUGCAGGCGGCGCAACUGCUGGUGGAGAUUCUUCUUCGACUUUGACUUUGGGCAUUUCUGGUUCUGGAGGCAUUGAAGGUUUAACCGAUGAACAAUUGGUUGCUGUAGCCUUGCAGUCGGGUAAUUUCGAUAAUGACAAUAAUAUUCAUCAGGAAAUUCUACCUCAAGCUUUGCCCUCAACUGGUCCCGCCGGAGAUUUUAACAAACACAUUGGUAUCACGCCACUUGAAGCUCAAGCUCUCGAGCUCUCACUUGGUACCGAAGACGAUUCGUAUAGCAAACCUCCAGCUGAUUCCUAUGCUCCCGGUUCCGUACAUGCUGCCAAAUUCAGUGGCUCCAGUUCCUCCUCUUCCUCUCAUAGCUUCGGUAUUUCUGGACCCAGCGGCAACUAUGGUCCACCACCACCACCCAGAGGCAAUUAUGGACCCCCACCACCACCCAAGGGUAACUAUGGACCUCCUCCACCACCACCAAAGGGCAACUAUGGACCUCCUCCACCACCACCAAGCGGCAAUUAUGGACCUCCACCACCACCCUCAGGCCCUGGUGGCAACUUUGGACCCCCACUACCACCUCCAUCCGGCCCUGGCGGCAACUAUGGACCUCCACCACCACCCCAACAUAAUCACGGUGAAUUCAGUUCCUCUGCUGCUUUUGUCCAUCAUCAUGCUGAAGCUGGCCUAGGUAUUCAAUAUGGUAAACAGUCGGGUAAUGUUGGCAAUUUCCCACCACCAAAUGGUGCUCCACCAAGCAAACCAGUUGCAUUCCGUCCACCCGUACCACAGGGAUUAAUUGAAACAAUUGGCAACACUGUACAGCAUUUGGAUCAGUUUGGUGUUAAGCCAAAUAUUCAAAUACCCACAUAUAUACCACCGGCUGCCAAUGAAAUUCCACAAACUGGACCCGGUAAUUUGAACAUUGAAUAUGGAGCACCACCACAACAGCAACAACAGCAAUUGCCUUUGGCCAUAAUUGAACAACAAUUGCCGGUGCAACAGCCAGCUCAAGUAUUUGUGCAACAAAGUCAACAGCAGCAGCAACAGCAUCAUCAUCACCAUCAUCAUGAGCAACAACAACACUUCCAGCAACAACAACAAAAUAAUGUCCACAUUGAAUAUGGUGUACCACCUCCACCACAACCCCAACCACAGGGCAUUCCUCCACCACCACAAUAUUUGCCACCCGGCCCACCCCCACAACUGCAACAACAAUUUUUGCCACCUCUGCCCACAGGACCUCAACAGCAAUUUGCCAGUGGAUCCGGUGCCGGUGUAUCAUACACAUCAAGUGCCCAGGCUGCCUUUGAAAAUGCCUUCAGUGCCACACAAUAUAAUCAUCAAAUUGUCCAUAGCCAAGCCUUGCCAUUGCAACAAGAACAACCACGUUUCCACGAUUGCGGUCAUGGCCCCAAUUUAGUGGGCGGCGGAGGAGCCUUCAAUUACCAACAGCAGCAACAACAACAAGGCACUUCCAUAUCCCAAAGUAUACCCGUGGCCGAACAACAUUCCCAAAUUCUGGCCGGCCCAGCAAGCAGUUAUGGUCCUCCACCAUCCGGCAACAAUGAAAUCGACCACAUUGGCUAUGCCUCACAAAAAUCCCAAGUAACAGCCUUGCCAGAUGGCACCAGCACAAAUGGCUUACCUGGCCUGGAAGGUUUGAAUGUUCUAUCGGCUCAAAAAUCGCAAUCCAUACACUUUAGUUCGCAAACCGGAACCUCCAACAACAAUGGCCAAAGCCAAACUUAUCAAGUACAAUUUGGUGGCAAUUCCGGUUCAAAUCAUGAUGACAUCUUAUCAGCUGACCUCCUACAAACCGUACUCAAUGCCGUCGAACAACCCCAGCAACAACAUCAACCCUUGCCACCAAAUCACAAGGCAGAGGCACGUUCAGAUAUUGACAUACACGCCGAAGCGGCUGACGCCGAAGAAGAUGAAAACGAACCAGAUGUGGCCAAGCAGGCAUCCGAAAAAGUGGAAGUCAAAGUGAAACCGGACGAAAACGAAGAAACGCCAGCUGAUGUAAAGGAAUUGAAACCCAUUGUGGUCAAGGAAGAAAAUGAAGCUAAGCAUUAA
Musca vetustissima is the source of this 3075-nucleotide messenger RNA. RefSeq names its product trithorax group protein osa-like. The record is from RefSeq and is a predicted model, not a curated record. NCBI's taxonomy places the organism in Eukaryota, Metazoa, Arthropoda, Insecta, Diptera, Muscidae. The transcript is spliced from 3 exons. Bases 1 to 3075 code for a protein of 1024 amino acids.